Hirundo rustica (Barn swallow) is the source of this 5824-nucleotide messenger RNA. It is a transcript of the gene TMED8, whose product is annotated as transmembrane p24 trafficking protein family member 8. The record is from RefSeq and is a predicted model, not a curated record. The transcript is spliced from 6 exons. Bases 72 to 1160 code for a protein of 362 amino acids. Lineage: Eukaryota; Metazoa; Chordata; Aves; Passeriformes; Hirundinidae.
GCCGCCCGCGCCCCUCGGCUCUGCAGAACUCAAUGUUGAUUGGCUGCGUUGUCGAGGGGGGAGGCUGAGGGAUGAGCACCGAGGCGCCACCAUCUCUCUGUGGCCCGGCUCACACGCACUCGCUCGGGUGUUUCCGUCCCCCCCCGCUCGGGUGUUUCCGGCCGCCCCUCUCCGGCCACGUUCGGGUGUUUCCGCCCGCCCGCCGAGCCGUGCCCAUGUCGGCCGCGCUCUCCGCCGCCGCCGGCUCCCGCUCCGAGACCCCGUGCGGCGACACCGCGCCCCGGGGGCCCGCAGAAAAUGAGGACUCAACCCAAAAGACAGAGCCUGCAGGUCACCUAGUUGAUUCUUUGGAGUCCAAUGCUUCGCAAAGCAGGUCACAGGCUGGGGCACACCUGAGCGUGGGCACAAGAGAACGUUCGGAAGAAGAAAUUGGCACUCUGGGGGACCAGAAAGUGGCUGAACUAGAAGAGAAGCUGCCUGACCAAAUCCCAUCUCUCAGAAAGGAAGCUGUUCGAUUAACCAACUAUCAUGUACCUCAGGGAGUAGGGGAUAUAGUCAUGAUUCAGUCAGAUCACACUGGUGCUGUGGAUAUCCUUUCAGCUGAGCUGGAGACUGCAGACCUCCUUGGGGAACAGAGAAAAACUCAGCCUCCCCCUCUGGCUGCACCCACCAUGUGGACCACUGAGAAGAUGAAGGAAUUCAAAGCUAAGAUGGGAAAGGAGAGGAAUGGCCGGAUGGUGGUGAAACGAGGCGAGGUGGUGACAGUCCGUGUGCCAACCCAUCCUGAUGGGAAGUGCAUUUGCUGGGAGUUUGCUACAGAUGACUAUGACAUUGGGUUUGGAGUCUAUUUUGACUGGACCACAGUUACUAGCACUGCCAUUACUGUUCAGGUCAGUGAAUCCAGUGAUGAGGAGGAUGAAGAGGAGGAUGAGGAAGUUGAAGGACUGUCCCCUGUAGGCGAUGUGGAGCGGGGUUCCAAAAGCUAUCUGCGGAACCGCUAUGGAGAGAUCAUGCCUGUGUACCGGAGGAACAGCCAUCGCGAGGUGCAGGCAGGCAGCCAUGAGUACCCGGGCGAGGGCAUCUACCUGCUGAAAUUCGAUAACUCGUACUCUCUGCUCCGCAAUAAGACUCUCUUCUUCCACGUCUACUACACUAGCUGAAGAACAGGGAAGGGGCAAGGAUGGCAGGCAGGUGAUGGUGAGCGUAGCAGGCUGCCACCCAGCCCUGGUACUGCCUGACGGGCACCGCUGUGCGACAGAACCACGGCGCAAUUCUGCCAGCUCUUCUUUGGACAUGAACUGGUUUCUCCUCACGCCCUUCUUCCCACUGCCCCGGGGAGAAAGAUAGUUGUGACUGCCUGGUUGUUCCCAGGCGGCUGCUCUUUCUCUAAAACUUCAGGAGGUGGUCUGCUCCAUGCAGGCAUCGGGUUGGGCCUUCACAUCACAGCUGGCAGUUGCUCAGAAGCCACAUUUAGGUGGUUGUGGUUCUGAUCUGUUGUGCUGGUACAAAAUGAAGUGAAAAUAAUCUGUUACUAUUUUGUGAAUAACUUUUCCAACUCUCCUGCUGCAUCUGCAUCACUAGAGGGCAGCUGUUAGCUUCAGUGAGCCAGAAGCACAGCUGGCUUGUCACUUCGCCAGGGUAACCCCAUCACCUACCAUCGCUACAGUCAGUGCUUCCUUCACUCACACGAGUGAAGGGUGGGAGUGCAGCUGGCCAGCAGCAGCCCAUGCUGCGGUGGCCUGGCAGUGCUACGACAGGUGGGCCCCAAAUAGCAGUCACAGCUCAUGUUUGAACAGGGGGUGGGAGCAGAGUGCACACCUCAUAGUCCAUAGGAAGGCUUUUCUACAGAUUAAGAAUUGGAUGUUACAUCUGUUGGUUAUAGGCAUAUGUAGAUGAUUAAAACCUCCCUAAUUACCAGAAGUUUUUUUCUGUAAUCCAGAUGUGAAGCAGAAGACAUUACUUAUUGCCAUGCUGAACGUACACAAAAUGGUUGGAAUACGACCAAUAAAUAUAUGGGAAGUGAUUCUUAGCAGUGGGAUGUUGGUUCACUGGUAUUCCAACCAUAUGUAGCAAGGAAAAGGCUCCCAGAGAAAUGCAGUUUGUCAGCUGCUAUUGCUGCUGCAAAGGUAUUGUUAGGAAGUUCUUUGGCACGUUUUGGUGACUAGUGAUGGUUAUUAGUUACCACCUUUUGCUUAAGUAGUGGCUGAGUUGAACAAGGAGAAGUUAAUCAUCAGAGAUGAAUUCUAAAACAUUUUUAUUUCUAACUGUCAUUUAUUUUAAUACUUUUAACUUGAAAUUGUCCUCUUUUCUAAGAAUACUGCUGUAUUUACAUUUUGAUACCUCUUUGCAGAGACACAAAAUGACUUUCCAUGGUGAUACUAGAAAAGUUCUAGAAGAGUUUUAUUUUUAAAUCAUCCAGGUAAAGCACCUCUACUUGGUCCAUUCCUUCUACUGAGAGGAAAUGAUGGACAGAAUUAUUUGGGGUAGUUAAAGCCAAAGAUUUUGCUCUCAUAGGAGGGCUGCAUAUUUCCUAUUAAGGGUAUAUUGUAAUGCUGUACAAGUUGCUCUAUAUUCAAGCUUAAUUUUUUUAACUAUCUCUGCUUACUGUUUCACUGCUCCAGAGCACUUAAGUAGGUCAAAAUGGCAAGAGAGGAAGCAGUCAGCCUACAAUAGAGCAGCCCAAGCUGGGAGCAGGAGAAGUGGAAAUUGGAAGAUCACUGCUUGCAGCACAGUGGCUUUCUGGGGAAGUGAGCAAGGAGCAGAGUUUUUGCUGCUUUUGGCUCUGAGAUGGGGAGAAAACAGCUACCUUCCUCAAAAGAGAGUAUGUUUACCAUGGUGGGGGCGAAAUGCAAAGCUGCCUUAUUCAAGGUCAAGCACAGGGAGACAGUAGGGCUUGGUAUCUGUCAGAGCAAGAUGCUCUUUCAGUUAGCAGCUUGGAGAGGGCUGUUUCUUCCUUUAACCUCUUGUGGAUGAAAUGAAGAACCAUCUACAGCACUUAAAUCAGGCCUUGAGCAAUUUAGGUAAGGUGUUUGGGUUUGUUUGUUUGUUUGUUUUUCAUCCUUUGUCUAUCAAGUUCUUAGAUAUUGCUGAUGGAGUGACACACUUCACUUCUAACAGAGAAAUAGCAGUAUGUUUGCUGAUAUAAAACAUCCUGCUAGCUGGCUUAGGCAGUUAUAGAAACUGUUCUUAUUUAAAUAGAGAUCUUUGGAAUUAGACCUUGGGUCAAGAAAGAAAAAUAAAGUUUAAAUGCAGUUGCACUUCAGAGAGGGAAAUUAAUCCUCAGGAAAGGAAAAUUUCUUCUUCAUUUCUGUGGAAGGAAGAUUUCAAAUAGGUUUUUAAUAUAUGUUUCCUUUCCCUCUAAAUAUUCUCUAGAAAUUCAGAAAGCUAAAUCAAUAAGCUUCUUUUGCAUUUUGGGUUUGAUUUUUGUGAAAGCACAAAAUUGUUUUCCAUUUUGUUUUGAAUAUAAUUUAUAUCUAAAUAAAAUUUACAUAUUCAGUCAGACAUAUAUCCUGCAGCAAAGGACUUGUAUAAAAUUGCCUUGUAUAACUGUUUAGUUUUAAUAAUGGUACUAAUCUUUUGGAAUUUUUUAUGUCAGAGGAGGUAAUAAGCUCUCCACUGUUCUCUGUUUUUUGCUUUAGGUGUAAUAUAGCAGCAGGAGUUUAAAAUGUAUGUGUUUUAUUGAGAACAGAGAGUUGAAAUUGCUUAAAUCAAGGACCACUAUUGGUACUGCUUACUUUUACUCAGACUCUUUGGAAGCCUGUAAUACAUGUUCUCAGGAAAGGUUACUGGUGUCAGACACAGGCUUGUAGCAACUUAUUGCUUGGGACCCAUUUAAUAUGCACAGACAGGUAAGAUGAAAAUGUGUUAAGAGGAAGAGCUUAGUUACGUGACUUCAGGUGCUAAGAAAGUCGAGUUACUGUGCACUGAGUCUGGAAGGCAUCUGCAUGCCUUUCCUUGUGGCUCUGCCCUGUCAGCUUGUCUCCUUGUACCUGUGUGUGCAUGUAACCUUCAUCUAUGGCCUGCAGGGGGUCAGUUAUUGUGGUGCUGGACCUGGUGAGGUGAAUUUGAGGUAAACCUUAUUACAGGUCUAGCUGCUGAAAGAUUUUGUUGUUGUGGGGAAUUUAGGGUAACCCUAAAUGAUUUCACUUUAUUCCCACUGCUUAUACUCUUCCUUCUUGUCUCAUGACCCCUAUUAAAGCCACACUACGGAGGAUUUAUCACAAGGUGCCUUAGGAAAAAAGAGCAUGUCUGAAAUAAGAACCACAGGUGUCAUUAAUACAAGAGAUUUCUUCUUAUUUCUCUGCCCAUUUGGGUAGGGGGUGGUACUUGGUAAGGUCAGGCAGGGAGAGACCCUCUAAGCUGUUCAUAGACUGCCUUGUUGCUGUAAAAUGAGUAGUACAAUGGUAUUUGAAUUUCCUGGUGCCAUACAUUCUUUGCCUUCAUAUGCUGCUGUCAGAUGUCUAGGAACAUCAGAAGACUACUCCUUUUGAUAUGCUGACACUAAACCCAAGGACCAGAGGAACACUUGAUAGACAUAGAAGUUUCUUGUGGCCAUUCAUAAUUUUGUCAUAAAGAGUGUUGAAGUCCAGAGUUGUGAGUGUUGUGUACUUAUGCAUAUUGAGUGUGGAUGAGAGACCAAAGCAACAAAGUUUUUUGGUUUUGUUUUUAUUUUUUAUUUGUACAAGUGUAAAAGAAAAGACUAUUUCUCCUUUUCUCAUAGAUGGGAAAAUAUUGGAUGUGACCAUGUCAUGUAGAUGAAUGAAAACUUCACAACUGGCAGAAUGAAAAACUGGGAACUGAUUGUGUUAAAUACACUGCUAAUUAGACUGUGAAAGAAGACAGGAGUUUAGCAGGAGCCAAAGUACUAAGGCAUUUAUCUAAAGAAGUUGAUUUGCAGUAAAUACCAAUUAAAUAAAGUUUUAGAACGUACAUAGAACAGCAGAGUUCAAAUGUAUAUUGCAAGGAGGAGAGUCUUCUGGGGGGAUAUUCCACAUUUGUCUGGAGAGAGUCUCUGGAUACUUAUUCUGAAACUGCGGUGCUGUUGCAGCUGAAGGUGCAUCAGGCCAGGUGAAUGGUGGAUCUGAGUUCCCUCAGCCUUUCUAGGUUCCCUUCUGGAUUUUACAUGUUGCUUUCUCAGAAUCAUCAUACAUUAAAUGUAGCCUUUAUUGGGAAGGGAGAGAGGAAGAAUUUUCUGAUCCAUCAGUGAGGAUUAUCUGUUUUAAACCCAUCUGGACUGGUGAGUCAAGUCCCUUGGGCAAGAAGAAGGAUGCCAGCCACAAAAUUUAGAGCUAAGGAGACCUUGCCAAGCAAUGACCUUGACAUUUAGGAGCCCUGUUAGGAAAUGAUAAAUAGCUGGAGAUGGCCUCCCUGCAACCUCCAAGAUGCCCUAGGGACAGCUCUUCUCAGAGGGAAGCAGGCUGCUUUCCACUCACAGCUCCAAGCUAUUAGCACAGGCAUUCAAUUGGGAGCACCUUGUAGCUGGUCAUGCCUUUUUCAGACCUAUGUUCUUGUGAACUGUGAUGGUUGUUAGUCCUUAUCUAUGUGAUGUGGAUAUUUUUGGUGUCCUGUGAUGUCAAAAUUGAGUUCUCAGCACCAGCUGUUUGCUUUUCAUGUGCUCACCAAGAGGUGAGUUAAAUAGAGAGGAGGAUAUUUUAACAAACUGUAGCACUGGACUCUUUCUGAAGGGCACAUAUGAAGGCUAUAUUUAUAGUGUGCUUGCAUUCCUUCUACAAUUGGUUUGUAUUGUUUAUAUUUGAUGUGUUGUGGUUGAUUUGUAAUAAUAUAUUGGAAUUUACUCCCUUUAAAUAAACUUUUCACUAUGCAA